AUGAUUUUUGGACUACUGAGCCCAUUUCCCCUCCAACCAUCACAUCAUGAGAGUUUGGCUCCUAUAUUUACUCCUUGUUCAGUCUCCGCUUCAGAAUCAAAUGUUAGUCUUGCCCAACAAAUUGAUCAUGAGAUUCCUGUGCAAACCUUUUCCGUUGAGCAAACAAAGGAAGCUUUUGACGUGGCACGAAAUAGUAUUGAGCGUCUUACCACUGUUAUACCAUCUUCACCGCAACAAGAUGCUUUGAAGGUAUUUAAGAUGUGCGCUUUUGCUACCACUAAACCACCACAGGGCAGUACGAACUGA
Messenger RNA from Ilex paraguariensis (yerba mate), 306 nucleotides. The record is from the annotation of a GenBank genome assembly. Lineage: Eukaryota; Viridiplantae; Streptophyta; Magnoliopsida; Aquifoliales; Aquifoliaceae.